Molecule: messenger RNA, 501 nt
Organism: Brassica napus (rape)
Lineage: Eukaryota; Viridiplantae; Streptophyta; Magnoliopsida; Brassicales; Brassicaceae
Exons: 2
Coding region: 1-501 (166 amino acids)
Biological process (GO): shoot system development; root development
Source: RefSeq, a predicted model, not a curated record
AUGUCGAAUAUGAUGAUCAUCAAGAAUCAACUAAGAUCUAUAAGUUUACCUUCAAAAUCGCAUCCUAGCACGACAGGGAUUGAGGAAGCUCUUAGCAAGGUUAAAGCGAUUAACACCACCACGGGCUCGUCAGAAUCAAUCUUGAUGGCAUUGGCUAGUUUGGAGGAGCUCUAUAGUUGUACGGAGGAGUUUCUAAAAAUAGGUUCGACGCAGCGUGUUAUGUCGUCUUCUGAUGCAUCGGAGUUUAUGGAGGAGAUGCUUGAUGGGUCUUUGAGGCUAAUGGAUACAUGCAGCGUCUCUAGAGAUCUCAUGGAACCGGGCCGUUACACUCACGAACAUGUUCGUGGUGUUCAAUCAUGCGUUAGACGCAAGAAAAUAGCCGGAGGAAAUGAUCAACUCGAUGUAGCUAUCUCCGGCUAUGUCGGAUUUAGAAAGAACAUGAGAAAGGAAGCUAAGAAGCUUAUUGGAUCCUUGAAGAAAAUCGAUGGAGGGUCGUUGUAA